AUGGAGGGUGCACUCACUUUGAUGGUAGUUGUGAUAGUGGCACAGUGCGGAGCCAUACCUGUCGAAUCAUCCAGCCAAGAAGAGCUUUCUAAAGCCCAGGAGUACCUUUCUCGGUACUUCUCUGAAGUUGGCGUCAGUGCCCCCAACAGUGUCUGGCGAAGCUCUCUGGAUUCCUUUGAUGACACUCUGAGAAAGAUGCAGGAGUAUUUUGGGCUGGAGGUGACAGGACAUCUCGACCCAAACACCAAAGAGGUGAUGGCUCGACCACGCUGUGGUUUCACAGACGUGCUCAGAUACGGCCACUUUGAGGGUCGACCCAGGUGGCAUAAGCCUUUGAUCACAUACAGGAUCACUGAAUACUCUCGUGAUUUGAGUCAAAGCGAUGUGGAUGCCACCAUAGCCAAGGCUUUUAAAGUCUACAGCGAUGUUGUUCCUCUGGAUUUCAAACCAAUCGACAGUGGCACUGCUGACAUCAUGAUCAAGUUCAAGGGUCGAGACCAUGGAGAUUUUUCUCCAUUUGAUGGGCAAGGUGGAGUCUUGGCUCAUGCAUUCUCCCCUGGAGAAGGUAAUGGAGGUGACGCCCACUUUGAUGAAGACGAACCCUGGAGUCUAACCUCAUCAGGAUCAAACCUGCUCUUGGUGGCAGCACAUGAGUUUGGACAUGCACUGGGAUUAUCCCACUCCAAGGACCAGACCGCCCUGAUGUUUCCUACUUACAUAUAUGUGAACACUGAAGAUUACAGGCUGCCGAAUGAUGACAGACAAGGAGUCCAGGCUCUCUAUGGUGUCAGAGAGUCAUCACCUCAACCUGACCCCAAACCACAGCCCACCCAAAAACCUGUGCCAAAACCACAACCAAAACCUGAACCUGAACCAGAUCCUGAACCCACGUCAGAGCCUCCUCCAGACAGGUGCAGCAGGUACCUGAUCUUUGACGCUGCAACCACCAUCAAUGGAACCCUUUACUUCUUCAAAGAUGGACAUUUCUGGAGCAGAGGCAGCUCCUGGGACGGCAUUGGUUUGCAGAGAAUUGACUCCAUCUGGCCUGGAAUAAAAAAAGUUGAUGCUGCUUUUGAGUCCAAGAGGAGCAACAUUGUCAUUUUCUUUGAAGGUGAUCAUUACUGGGGAAUCAGAGGAAACACUGUCCUCCCUGGUUAUCCCAAACCUCUCAGCGACUUUGGCUUCCCUCAAUCCGUCAACAAGGUGGACGCUGCAGUCUUUGUGCCGUUCAUCAGCAGAACUCUCCUCUUUGUGAGGGGCAAAUACUGGAGCUACAAUGAAAGGAGGGGCAGAAUGGAUGGUGGGUACCCAAAAUCAAUCCACAAAGAGUUCAGUGGGAUUGGUCUCAGAGUGGAUGCUGCUUUUAUGAACAAAGGUUACAUUUACUUUUCAUCUGGAUUCAGACAGACCGAGUACCACUACAGCCGCAGACGAGUGAUUCGCACUCUGUUAAACAGUGGAUGGAUGGAUUGCAACUCAAGAUACUGAGACAAAAUACACUGACAAGCAAAC
Messenger RNA from Notolabrus celidotus (New Zealand spotty), 1512 nucleotides. It is a transcript of the gene mmp30, whose product is annotated as matrix metallopeptidase 30. Gene Ontology annotation, cellular component: extracellular matrix. Gene Ontology annotation, biological process: extracellular matrix organization; collagen catabolic process; proteolysis. Gene Ontology annotation, molecular function: metalloendopeptidase activity; zinc ion binding. Bases 1 to 1488 code for a protein of 495 amino acids. NCBI's taxonomy places the organism in Eukaryota, Metazoa, Chordata, Actinopteri, Labriformes, Labridae. The record is from RefSeq and is a predicted model, not a curated record. The transcript is spliced from 10 exons.